Messenger RNA from Penicillium subrubescens, 1349 nucleotides. RefSeq names its product DUF3431 domain-containing protein. Bases 156 to 1256 code for a protein of 366 amino acids. The record is from RefSeq and is a predicted model, not a curated record. The transcript is spliced from 4 exons. Lineage: Eukaryota; Fungi; Ascomycota; Eurotiomycetes; Eurotiales; Aspergillaceae.
AUGGAGACUCGUUUACGUCAAUUCAGACCACCUGCGCUUUCCUCGAUACUCUAACACAUCUUUUGUUUCCAGUGAAAGUCUUUCGUUCGAUAGACACACUUUCAAAACGUCCAUCUUCAUUUUAUCGAUUUAUUUUCCAUCAUGAGUGCGCCACGAUGAACUGGUUUCCUCGAUUUACAUUUCCAAGUCGCAACGCCCGGGAUACAGGUCCCAAAACCGGUCGCGGGCGGCUCUUCGUGUAUCUGGCUUUGACGGUGAUCGCGUUGCUGCUUUCAUACCAGCUGGUUCUGAAUCGCGAGUCUUUGAGCUCUGUCUCGACAUGGGCUACGGGGAAAGGGUUGAGGCCUGGUGUCAAUCAUACAGAGCCUGUCGCGGGGGCUCAUGAUGAAGUUCACAACCCCGGGGGCAAAUUCGAAGAACAGCCACGUGAAAAGGAGCUCGUACUGGCUGCUAUGAGCUACAGUGAUAUGUCCUGGGUACAGGAGAAUCUGCCAAAUUGGCAUACUAAUAUCUAUCGCGCUGAUGUGCCUCCUGGCGAGGCUGAUUUAACGGUGCCUGUGAAUAAAGGCAAUGAGGCAAUGGUUUUCUUGACUUAUAUUAUUGAUCGCUAUGAUACCCUCCCCGAUGUAAUUGUCUUCAUGCAUGGAGGUCGAUACCAGUGGCACAACGAUAAUCCAUUAUAUGACUCCGUAAUCUCCAUCAACGACCUCCAACUCCCCUACGUCCGCUCAACGGGCUACGUCAACCUCCGCUGCUCCUGGGUCGUCGGCUGCCCGGCCGAACUCGAACCAGCCCGCUAUUUCCGCGAAAGACCCGAAGACAACGGCCAUCCCACCGCGGUCGAAUUCCCAGAUCGAUUCAUCGAGUUAUUCCCCAAUGAGACACUACCCGAGGUCAUUGGUACGGCGUGUUGUAGUCAAUUCGCCGUGUCGAGGGAGAAGGUCCGUGAGCGUGGGAUUGAGCAUUAUGAGAGGGCGAGGAGGUUUCUCAUUGAGACUAGUUUGGGGUCGGAGAUUAGUGGGAGGAUUUUUGAGUAUGCGUGGCAUAUUAUGUUUGGACAACCCCCGCAGAAUUGCCCCGAUGUUCGAUGGUGUUAUUGCCUCACAUAUGGAUAUUGCAACAUGACCGACGAAGACCUACAGAAGCAAUGGGUGUGGCGUGGCUUGAUUCUACCAGAAGGAUGGCCCAACGUGGAUCCGAAUGCAGGAUUACAAAAAAGAGACGAGAUUCCAUCCGAGGCAUAUUGGAAGAAAUAACACCGUUUCAAUACAAAUACACAGGCAACGCUGGCUCGGGCCUGGAAAGCUGAAGAUAAUUGCAAAAGUUCCGGAUUGGAUAUGCAUGAUUAC